Messenger RNA from Poeciliopsis prolifica (blackstripe livebearer), 1889 nucleotides. RefSeq names its product guanine nucleotide binding protein (G protein), gamma 12b (gene gng12b). NCBI's taxonomy places the organism in Eukaryota, Metazoa, Chordata, Actinopteri, Cyprinodontiformes, Poeciliidae. Bases 213 to 431 code for a protein of 72 amino acids. Gene Ontology annotation, biological process: G protein-coupled receptor signaling pathway. Gene Ontology annotation, cellular component: heterotrimeric G-protein complex. The transcript has 4 exons. Gene Ontology annotation, molecular function: G-protein beta-subunit binding. The record is from RefSeq and is a predicted model, not a curated record.
CUGAAUGUUUUUCAUCACAGGGAAAGUUUUCAGGCGGACGGGAAGGAGACCACCUGGGACCAUUUCAUGGUUGGAAUUUAAAAAUCCCUACAUUUCGCAUCAAAACUGACCACAGAUGUUUGCUGACCAAUUGCUCAGGAACAUUUUUGGUUCAUGCUCCAUCCAAACUGCUUCCUUAAAGGUUGGAGCAGAGUCAUCGUCUGAAAGCGGAGAUGUCUUCCAAAACGGCGAGCUCCAGUAGCGUCGCGCAGGCCAGGCGGACGGUGCAGCAGCUGAGGAGGGAAGCUCGCAUCGACAGGAUAAAAGUGUCCAAGGCUUCAUCAGACCUGAUGCGCUACUGUGGAGAGCAUGCUAAGAACGACCCUCUCCUUAUGGGCAUCCCAACCUCAGAGAACCCCUUCAAAGAAAAGAAGCCUUGCACUGUUUUGUAGCCGAUUGCCCAAACUGUUGCUUUUCUAGACUCUUACAUAACAUGGCUGUUAGUAGUUUGAGCAAACUUAUCUAAAAGCCUCGGUGGUAGUUGACUUUUUUUUCACAUUUACCAUUUUUUUUCCCCAGAUUGUAAGUUGCAGGUUGUUUUUUUCAUAGUUUGCCUGAUUCUGCAUCUUAUAGACCGCUGUGACUUGUGCAUGAUUUUUCUUUUCUCUUUUAUUUCUCUUCUUGUAUUUUUUGACUGAUGUGUUAAAUGUUAAUUCAUACUGACGGACAUGAACCAUGGAUUAAACAACACAGUUCGUAGCUGCGAGGAAGCGAAGUUGACCAGACCUGGAGGAAUGAGUGUGCUGCCUCAACAACAUGUUCAGAGUCCUGUGAAUGGUGGAGUUACAUCUCUUGCCAAGGAGAUGAACAUAUGACUUUGCAGGCGGGUCUUCUUGGGGCAACAGCUUCAUUGAAAUUGACCCUGAUGAAUAAUUACCACAUCAUACCAAAACAAGACCCUUAACUCGUUGGUCAAUCAGAUAGAAAAGCCUUUACCUCUUAAUUUCAUCAUGCCUGCUUGAGGAAGGAGAGAGUUUGUGCUCUACUGAUAAGGACCAUUCAAGAUAAUGACGUCCUGUCAGUGGACCAACAGGCUGCUCCCCGUUACUGCAUGACUUAUGGAGACGAUGAAGCUCUGUUGCUGGUGAUUGUCGGCUGUUGCCUCAGGGACUAACAAUCACAAGUAGAGAUCAUGCUUGGUGUUGUCCAUUUAUAGGUCGCUCCAAAUAGCAGUGUCCAUGUGUGUUCCAUAGAGAAUGUGGAUUCAUUCCGUAGUUUAUAGAUUUGCAAAAGAAAAAAAAGUUUCCCAACUCAACAUGUUCCACGAUGGGCAGAUGUUGAAUCGUCAAAAGGAUAAAAGAGAGCAGAUUUCCUGCAAUACCCUCAGUCUUCUGCUUUCUGUUGAAAGUCUUGCCGUGUUGCAGCCUAUAAGAAGCACAGCCACACUCUUUUUAAAAUUGUUUUUCUUUUGUUACUAUUCAUUAUGUCCUAAAGCAAAACACAACCCUGCUGGGUAUUUUGAAUAAAAAAUGUGGUUCUGAUUUUUGUUUCCAGCAGCAUAUUCCUAUUUAUGGGAGUAUUCCUGCCAUUAUUUUGGCUCUUUUCUUUGAUACAUUUUAAAUCUCCUUUGUGAUCUCUUCACUGGUGGGUGACUGGACUAAUAAAACUGGAUUUGAGAUGACCGUUAUACUUAGAGACAUGCUCUUAAUCUCCUUAAAUGUUUCAAUUAAUCUUUCAUUUGUUUGCUGUUACAGUUUUACAUUUGCCAGAGUCUUAUUCCUGAAGCCAGACAGAUAAAUGUUUUAGCCACAUAAGUGCUUUAGGCUAAUACUGUUUGCUUUUCACAGUGUAAUGGAUUAUUGCUUAUUUGUGUCAAUAAACAGUGCAGUGAAGAAGUAAUUGCUCCAUUA